This is a messenger RNA of Punica granatum (pomegranate), 2163 nucleotides long. Lineage: Eukaryota; Viridiplantae; Streptophyta; Magnoliopsida; Myrtales; Lythraceae. The record is from RefSeq and is a predicted model, not a curated record.
UCAACUGUUUUUAACUGUCUGGCAAUGAAGGAUCCUUGCCCGGCGCUGCGGGAGGAUCCGAAGCUCAGCUCAUUUCUUAGUUGCUGUUUUGUGCAAUUGAAAGCACGUGCGAUUUUCCACCAUCUUCGUAAUCAUCAUAGCUUCGGAGAUUCCGGCGUUUAGUGCAUAGUGGUGUUUCGGCUAGUGUCCUGCGCCUGUUCGAUGAAUUGUUGCUUUGAAGAAACCCGGAAUGGAAAAUCUUCUUGAUGCGAACUAUGAGUGCCUGGAAUUGCAUUCGCCUGUUUAAACGACCUUAUUGCAGUUGCUUGGAUGCACGGAUGGUGAAUGAGCUGUGCAGUUUGGUCUCGACAGCAAUUGGAGGCUUGGACGAUCUUGAAUUGAGGCUCGAUCAAUUUAAGGACUCGUUAACUCCUUCACUCGUGACCCGAGUGGUGGAAUUAUGUAAAGACAGCGAGGUACCCUCUAGAAGGGUUCUAAGAUUCUUCUCGUGGUCGCGGAAGAACUUGGACUCAGGUUUGCAAGACACAGACUUCAACUUUGCGAUUCGGGUAUUUUCUGAGAAAAAAGAUCACACUGCUGUAGAAAUGUUACUUUCAGACCUCAGGAAGGAGAGUCGGGCGUUGGAUCCACGGACUUAUGGGGUUGUUGCUGAGACUUUGGUUAAGUUGGGGAGGGAAGAUGAGGCGUUGGGCAUCUUCAAGAAUUUAGACAAGUUCAAAUGCCCGCAAGAUGGAGUAACCGUCACAGCUAUUGUGAGUGCACUUUGUUCAAAAGGGCAUGCAAAGAAGGCUGAGGGAGUGGUGUGGCACCACAAAAGUAAGAUUGAAGGCAUCGAGCCUUUGAUCUACAGGUCACUUUUAUAUGGGUGGUCGGUAAAAGAAAAUGUGAAGGAAGCACGAAGAAUCAUCAAGGAGAUGAGGUCGCUCAGGAUAAUACCCGAUUUGUUCUGCUUCAAUGUGUUCCUCCGGUGCCUUUGUAAACAAAACCUUAAGCGGAAUCCCUCGGGUCUUGUGCCCGAGGCUCUGAACGUGAUGAUGGAGAUGAGGAGUUACAACAUUCACCCUACUUCAGUCAGUUACAAUAUACUGCUCUCGUGUCUCGGGAGGGCCAGAAGGGUGAAGGAGUCGUGCCAGCUUCUCGAAACGAUGAAGAAGUCGGGGUGUGCUCCUGAUUGGGUUAGCUAUUACCUCGUUGUCCGGGUGUUGUAUCUGACCAGUAGGUUCGGGAAAGGGAACAAAAUGGUCGAUGAGAUGAUUGAAGGUGGGUUGGUCCCAGAGAGGAAGUUCUAUUACGACUUGAUUGGAAUUCUCUGCGGGGUCAAGAGGGUGAAUCAUGCUCUGGAUCUAUUUGAACGAAUGAAGAGGAGUGAAUUGGGUGGGUAUGGACCAGUCUAUGAUGUGCUUAUACCAAAGCUCUGCAGAGGCGGCGACUUUAACAUGGGCAGAGAGCUCUGGGAAGAAGCCGAACGGACAGGGAUCAACUUAAGUUGCUCCCCAGACUUGCUGGAUCCUUCCAUAACUGAGGUAUUCAGGCCAGUGAAGAAGGUCGAGAAAGACAAGAUUAAGCUCAUGGGGCUCAGGCAAGAGAAAUCCCAACCGAAGCAGAUUCAGGUGAGACUAAAGAGGAAAAGGAGGACGAAGAAGAAACCAUAAUUAGCUGCUCAUUUCGUAAAUGGCUUGCUGCAAUGCGGCUGUUUUGCAGCAGCAUCAGUAGCUUGUCUUGAUGGAAAAUUUCUCGUUCUCUUUUUGUCGUGCUUCUGCUAUGUGCUGAUCUUGAAACCAAAGACAAGGGAACACGGAACAGAUCCGUAUUCCAUCACUCGGUUGAAAUCUGAGUUGCCAUAUUUCGCUCAACAGUUUUAGUUUCUGCGGUUUGAUCUUGCAAAGGAGGCCCCCUUGGGAGAAAACAUAAAUAAACAGUUUUGACAUAUGGGAGCAUUGAAUCUUAGAUGUAGUGGGCACAUGGGAAUUGGGACAAUCUUGCUCGACUUCAGAUGGGAUCUAUCAAGAAGUGGGUCCCUAAAAUCCCUCUCAGGUUUCGAUAGAAUAUGAAGAUCAAUGUAAGACAUUGAUUCAAUGGUUGUACAACUUCCGUGAUUGAACAUAUUCAAUGUUCGCGUGUCAUGUUGAAUUUAAAUAAGAUGAAACAUGAUAGAUUUUGUAA